UUGCGGUCACGCUGGUUCGCGAAUCCAAACUUGUAGGAAAAUUUACGCUAGUUGAGAGAUUGUAUAUUAAAACUAUUACACUUAUUUCAAAAACUUAUUUUAAAUUAAUAGUGUAUAACUGCAGCUGCAAGUAUCCUUGCCUAGAAAUGUCAGAAAGUCAAGCGCCAACUGUCUCCAAGUCCAGUUUAAACGAUUUGCGACAAUUUCGCAUAAAUAAGAAUGCAGCAGCUGCCUCAGCAAGCCCGGGGAGAACUGAACGUGUGCCUGGCAAGAAGCGUAUCCAGGUGAUGGCUGACAGUGACAGCGACAGCGCUGACUGUCAAACGCCCAAAAAGAUCAAAAUGCAAUUAACGGUGAAGGAAAAAGAAGAGCGUUACAUGGCGGCAGCAAAAAUAAUGCCACAUUAUGAUACAAUGGCCAUACAGGAUGCGUUGUCGCGAACAAAUUGGGAUGUGGCGGCUUCCAUACGCUACCUCAAGGAGCACUGCAAGCCGAAGGCCAAUGGACCAGUGGAUAAGCCAAAGCUAAAGCACGGCACGUCGAAUGGUAGCAGUAGCAAAGCUUCGCAUGGCAGCAAAUCCAAUAGCAACAAUUAUUCGGACUACGAAAACUCGGAUGAUGAUGAUGUCAAACAGUCGAAGGAUCAAGUAUACGACAGCGAUGACAGCGACACUGAAAUGGCCACCAAAAUGACCGGACAGCGGAAGAAAGUGUUUCAGUUUAUGAACAGUGCGACAAUUGUCGAGCUCCAAUCGGUAAAAACGCUGUCCGAGAAGAAGGCCACAGCAUUGAUUGAGCUGCGACCGUUCAAGGAUUGGGCGGAUAUACGCCAGAAACUGGAGGCUAACAAACUGUCGGCGGAUCUACUUAACUAUGCGCAGGAUUUGAUUAAUAAACAGAACACAGUGGCGACCAUUUUAAGCAAAUGCAAUGGCAUGGUCACCCGAUUAGAGGCGGCCAUAGCAAGUGGCUCUAGCAUUGUGGAGCAGCCAAAGAUUCUCACAUCCAGCAUGCAGUUGGCUGAUUAUCAACUGAUUGGCCUCAAUUGGCUGACUGUGAUGCACAAGCAGGAGAUGAAUGGCAUUCUGGCCGAUGAAAUGGGUCUGGGCAAAACCAUACAAAUCAUUGCAUUUCUUGCCUAUCUAAAGGAAAAUGGCUUAAGCAAGGGCGCCCACUUGGUCGUUGUCCCUUCGUCCACACUGGACAACUGGGAGGCUGAGAUGGCCAAGUGGUGUCCCAGCUUGGUUGUUGAAAAGUAUCAUGGAUCGCAGGAUGAAAGGCGGAGAAUGCGCGUGCGUUUCGCCAAGGAUGGCUUCACUGGCUUCGAUGUGCUGCUUACCACCUAUCACAUUGUUGGCUCCACGCCCGAGGAACGGAAAAUGUUUCGCGUUUGCAAGCUGCACUACGUCAUAUUUGAUGAGGCGCAUAUGCUGAAGAACAUGACAACGCAACGUUAUAUCAAUCUGAUCAACAUCAAUGCAGAGAUGCGCAUACUUUUAACUGGCACGCCACUGCAGAACAAUCUGCUCGAGUUGAUCUCCUUGCUGUGCUUUGUGAUGCCCAAGUUCUUUGCCAAGAGCAUUGAAGACAUUAAAUCCUUGUUUGUCAAGAAAAACAAAACUGAUGGCGAUCAGGAGGAGUUGUCACAGUUCCAGGAGACGCAGGUUCAGCGUGCCAAGCGCAUUAUGAAACCAUUUGUGUUGCGUCGACUGAAGAACGAUGUGCUUAACAAUUUACCCAAAAAACAUAGUUAUGUGGAAAAAGUUCCGAUGAGCGCGUCACAGAAACAACAUUAUAAGGACCUCGUUGAGUACUAUUCGAAUAACAAGGGAGAGGUGUGCAGCAGCAGCGAUCGCGCUGGCGUCACCAUUAUGAUGGAAAUGCGUCGCAUGGCCAAUCAUCCGCUGCUAAUGCGUCACUAUUUCACGGAUGAACAGCUGCGUGGAUUCUCUAAGCGGCUGGCACGUUCCACUUUGUACAAGAAGACAAAUGAACAGUACAUCUUCGAGGAGUUGGCUGUCAUGUCUGAUUUCCAAGUGUAUCAAUUGUGCAACAAAUACGAAUUGUACGAUGUUAAGAUACCAGCCAAUUUGAUAUGCGAUUCGGGUAAAUUUCAAUAUCUGGAUACGUUGCUGCCCAAGCUGAAGGAAGAGGGACAUCGUGUGCUGCUCUUCAGUCAGUUCACCAUGAUGCUGGACGUUGUGGAAGAGUAUCUGAGGAUACGAAAUUGGGGUUUCUGUCGUUUGGAUGGCGCCACAGCUGUAAAGGAACGUCAGGAUUUGAUCACCGAUUUCAAUGACGAUGACGAAAUCUUUGUGUUUCUCUUGUCGACAAAAGCCGGCGGGGUUGGCAUCAAUUUGACAGCAGCCGACACCUGUGUGAUACACGACAUCGACUUUAAUCCGUACAACGAUAAGCAGGCUGAGGAUCGUUGUCAUCGCAUGGGACAGAAACGUCCUGUGACCAUCUAUCGCCUGAUCUCGGAGAGCACCAUUGAGGAGGGCAUUCUGAUGGCGGCCGAAGAGAAGCUAAAACUGGAGAAGGACAUAACGUCGAAUGAGAAGGGAGGCGAAGUCCAUGAGCAGCGUUGUGUGGUCAAGCUGCUGACCAUGGCAUUGGGCCUGGACAAGGAUGAGGAGGAGCGAUUAAAUCAUUCAUUGAACAGCUCGAUAGGCACGCCCACUAAGUAGUCGAUUUAUUAUGCGAGCCGAAUGCGGCGACUCACUUUCCAUUUUUUGGUAUGUUAAGUAAUGCUGUUUAUUUUUUAAUUACAAUUAUUUAGCGAGCUCCGAGUUGUGGCUCGAUAUCAUUUUGUAUCUGUAUAUUUAUAAGAAUCAAUAUUGUAUUUAAAUUAUAUACUAUCAAAUUAAAUUAUACA
Messenger RNA from Drosophila albomicans, 2878 nucleotides. It is a transcript of the gene Etl1, whose product is annotated as SWI/SNF-related matrix-associated actin-dependent regulator of chromatin subfamily A containing DEAD/H box 1 homolog. Gene Ontology annotation, molecular function: chromatin binding; ATP-dependent chromatin remodeler activity; DNA binding. NCBI's taxonomy places the organism in Eukaryota, Metazoa, Arthropoda, Insecta, Diptera, Drosophilidae. The record is from RefSeq and is a predicted model, not a curated record. Gene Ontology annotation, cellular component: nucleus. The transcript has 8 exons. The coding region runs from base 147 to 2690 and encodes 847 amino acids.